UUGGCUAUGAUUAUCAACUCCGAUGAGGGCAAGACCACCACUCUCGAAGUGCUCAGGAAAGGUGACACACUGGAAAGAAAGUUCGCCACCAAGUCCGAGAUGGAGGAUACCAUUAUGUACUUGCUCAAACACGCCUGGCUGGAGAAGGAUGAUAAGCUGAAUCUCAUCCUGGGUGCACGUUCGCAUAUGGAAAUGUCGGUUUGGAUCCGAAGCAAUCUUAACAGUCCUGAUGCGAAAAAAUGUGGUCUCUGCAAACACAUGGCCAUUCUG
This is a messenger RNA of Sphaeroforma arctica JP610, 270 nucleotides long. RefSeq lists its product as hypothetical. The record is from RefSeq and is a predicted model, not a curated record. Gene Ontology annotation, molecular function: ubiquitin-protein transferase activity. Gene Ontology annotation, biological process: DNA damage tolerance; double-strand break repair via homologous recombination. The transcript is spliced from 2 exons. The annotation marks the transcript as partial. Gene Ontology annotation, cellular component: nucleus; Smc5-Smc6 complex. NCBI's taxonomy places the organism in Eukaryota, Ichthyosporea, Ichthyophonida.